Topomyia yanbarensis is the source of this 2673-nucleotide messenger RNA. Its product is annotated as probable ATP-dependent RNA helicase DDX23. The record is from RefSeq and is a predicted model, not a curated record. Gene Ontology annotation, molecular function: RNA helicase activity; ATP binding; RNA binding. Gene Ontology annotation, cellular component: catalytic step 2 spliceosome. The transcript is spliced from 3 exons. Lineage: Eukaryota; Metazoa; Arthropoda; Insecta; Diptera; Culicidae. Bases 160 to 2625 code for a protein of 821 amino acids. Gene Ontology annotation, biological process: mRNA splicing, via spliceosome.
UUCUGUUGAUUUUUUGUGUAGUGGAGUUGCUGUUUUCUUGGAUGGUUAAGUUGUAGAAAAUACCAGUCUCAAUCCGUUUAGGAUCACUUUAUCCUGAAGAGGUAACUGAGUGGUUAAAGUAAUUAAACCUAUCAGCGGUAACUAAAAAGGACACUACUGAUGGCCGGCGAUAAAAAGCGCCGUUCUCGGUCACGAGAACGCAUUGAUCUGGAACGCGAUCGAAUUCGUGAUCGCGAUCGUUACCGGGAACGAGAACACCUAAUUGAACGGGACCGAGACCGUGAGCGUGAGCGGGAUCGGGACCGGUUCGAAAGAGAACGUGAACGGGAACGAGAUCGGGAUCGUGGUCAUGUUGACAAAGGACCAGUAGCGCCCAGGGAACGCAUUGGCGAGGGAAUAACCAAACGUCGGUCAUCGGGUGAGUGGAACCGGGACAAAAAGAAAAAGAAGGAGGAAGCUGACAAGAAAGAUGAAUCCGAGGAAACAGAAGAAAUGAAGGCACUGUUGAAACGGGAAACGAGUUCUAAAAAGGAACCGCUUUCGCUGGAGGAAUUAUUGGCAAAAAAGAAAGCCGAAGAACAAGCUAGAAGCAAGCCGGUUUUUAUAACGAAGGAACAGCGGGCAGCCGAAGCUCUGAAGAGAAGACAAGAGGAGGUGGCUGCCAUGAAAGCUGCUACUUCCAAUGUUGUGGCCAAAUUCGGCGAUGUGCCAGUAACGGUUCUGCUUAAUCGAGAGAAGAAGGAUCCUCUGGAGAAGUAUGACCGCAGGGAAAGGGAACGUGAGCGGGAGCGGGAACGAGAAAGAGCCAGAAAUCGUGACCGUGAUGGCAAAGAGAAAGAAGGGGUCGACGAUAAGAAACGAUCGACAACGGAGGAUCCUACCGUAAAGGACAAGGAAAAAGAACAGGAAGCAAUUCGGGAACGAUAUUUGGGAAUCAUCAAGAAAAAGAGACGAGUUCGAAGAUUGAACGACAGAAAAUUCGUCUUUGAUUGGGAUGCAGCAGAGGACACAUCUGUGGAUUAUAAUAAUCUUUACAAAGAACGACACCAUGUGCAGUUCUUUGGCCGCGGAAACAUUGCUGGAAUUGAUAUCAAAGAUCAGAAGAAAAAGCAAAGCAAAUUUUAUGGAGAUCUACUGGAAAAACGUCGAACCGAUGCUGAAAAGGAGCAGGAGAAGGUCCGGUUGAAGAAGGUGAAAAAGAAGGAAGAGAAACAAAAAUGGGAUGAUCGUCACUGGUCGGAGAAAGACCCUGAUGAGAUGACUGAACGAGAUUGGCGUAUAUUUCGGGAGGAUUACAACAUUACAAUUAAAGGAGGCAAGAUUCCUAAUCCGUUCAGAACCUGGAAGGAAUCCGGCUUCCCCAAAGAAAUUCUGGAUAUUAUUGACAAAGUUGGUUAUAAAGAACCAACACCCAUUCAGCGGCAAGCUAUUCCAAUUGGUCUGCAGAAUAGGGAUAUUAUCGGUAUUGCCGAAACCGGUUCCGGCAAGACACUAGCCUUUUUGAUUCCGUUGCUUAAUUGGAUUCAAUCGCUCCCGAAAAUUGACCGCUUGGAGACGGCUGAUCAAGGUCCCUAUGCGAUUAUUUUGGCUCCAACUCGAGAAUUGGCGCAACAGAUUGAGGAAGAGACGCAGAAGUUUGGGCAGCCGUUGGGUAUUCGCACUGUCGUCGUAGUCGGAGGUUUAUCUCGAGAAGAGCAGGGAUUCCGUCUUCGGCUUGGUUGCGAAAUUGUCAUUGCUACCCCUGGUCGUCUUAUCGAUGUGCUGGAGAACCGUUACCUUGUAUUAAAUCAGUGUACCUACAUCGUUCUGGAUGAGGCCGAUCGUAUGAUUGACAUGGGUUUCGAGCCGGAUGUCCAGAAAAUUCUGGAAUACAUGCCAGUAACUAAUUUAAAACCGGAUACGGAGGAAGCAGAAGAUGCCUCUAAACUAAUGGCCAAUUUUAACACCAAGAAAAAGUAUCGUCAAACGGUGAUGUUCACAGCAACGAUGCCUCCGGCAGUGGAACGUCUAGCCCGUACCUAUCUUCGUCGCCCGGCCACAGUCUAUAUCGGUUCUGUUGGUCGCCCAACAGAACGAACCGAACAGAUUGUGCACAUCAUGACAGAGAACGAGAAACGCAAGAAGCUGAUGGAAAUUCUUUCUCGAGGUGUCGAACCACCGUGCAUCAUCUUCGUCAACCAAAAGAAGGGCGCGGACGUUCUCGCCAAGGGCCUGGAAAAGCUGGGUUACAACGCAUGUACGUUGCACGGUGGCAAAGGUCAGGAACAGCGAGAGUACGCUCUGGCUUCACUCAAAAACGGUUCCAAGGAUAUUCUGGUCGCGACGGAUGUCGCUGGUCGUGGUAUCGAUAUCAAAGACGUCUCGCUGGUCAUCAACUACGAUAUGGCCAAAUCAAUCGAGGACUACACGCAUCGUAUCGGUCGUACAGGUCGUGCCGGAAAGACUGGUUGUGCGAUAUCUUUCUGCACGAAAGACGACAGUCAUCUGUUCUACGAUUUGAAGACGAUUAUCAUGGCCAGCCCGGUGUCGGUUUGUCCACCGGAGCUGAUGAACCACACCGAUGCGCAGCACAAGCCCGGAACGGUUGUCACCAAAAAACGAAGAGAGGAAAAGAUUUUUGCGUAAGGUAUCUCAACAGUUGACUGUAAGACAAGAAUGUUUUAAGAAAUGAAA